AUGUCUGAUGAUAUUGUGGAUAUUGUGGAUAUUAUAGAUUUAAAACCUUCUUUAUUAAGGGAUUUAAAGAACCUUUACAAGAAUCUUGAGAAGGAUAAUAAUAAUGAUUAUAACGUUAUAAUUAAAGUUGACCAAAAAAAUUUUAAAGCUCAUUCAGUAAUAUUAAAACUUAGAUCUGAAUAUUUUCAUAAUCUUAUAAAUAAUGAACUCGCUAAAAAAAUGGUGAAGUUUAGUAAAAAAUUGACUUUAGAAGUUUCUGAUAUUAAUUCAAACGUAUUCGCAUCAUGCCUAAAAUAUAUUUAUACUGGGAAGUUUUCAUUACAAGAAGAUGAUGAUGUCAUGUUUGAUUUAUUCAUCGCCGCCGAUAAUUUAAAACUUAUUGAUAUGGUCGAUUAUCUUCAAAAAUUUUUUAUUGAAAACAAAUCUUAUUGGAUCGAAAACAAUUUAAUUGGAGUAUAUCAAACUACUUUAAACCAUGAAAGUCGUAAAAAAUUACAAACUUAUUGUGAAGGAAUUAUUGAAAAAGAUCCAGAAUUAAUAUUUAUAUCAGAUUUAUUUCAUACUUUAAAAAAGACAAUUUUAUUAAAUUUAAUUAAACGUGAUGAUAUAUCACUUCCAGAAUUUGAAAUAUGGUAUUAUUUAGUUACAUGGGUACAUGAACAAGAACCUCCUAUUGAUAGAGAUCUUCAAAAGUGGGAUUCAUCUGAUACAAUUAAAUUUAAAGAACGAAUAGGAGAUUUUGUUCCAUAUAUUAGAUUUUUUGCAAUAACUUCAGAGGAUUAUUAUAUUUGUGUUCGCCCUUACAAAGAUGUAUUACCAGAAAAAUUAGUGGAACAGUUAGAAGAAUAUUAUCUUACGAAAAAGACUUCACCACCUCCUGAUGCACUUCCACCUCGUGAAAUGAAAGAAAAAAAUCCAAAUUGGCUCAAGCGACGUCAUAGUAUGGGAAAACAGCCACCUGGAUUACAACGAAAGAAUACUCUAGCAAAGCCUCCUGUAGUUGUUCAACCUCGUAUAAGAACCGUUUCUAAGAUAAUCAAUAAUCAGAAAAUCAAACGUAUAUCACGUUGGAUUGACGGAAAUGAAUCAAAUGAAUUAGGAGACAGCAAUAAUAAUCACGACUAA
Messenger RNA from Rhizophagus irregularis DAOM 181602=DAOM 197198, 1125 nucleotides. RefSeq lists its product as uncharacterized. Lineage: Eukaryota; Fungi; Glomeromycota; Glomeromycetes; Glomerales; Glomeraceae. Gene Ontology annotation, molecular function: protein binding. Gene Ontology annotation, cellular component: cytoplasm. The record is from RefSeq and is a predicted model, not a curated record.